Molecule: messenger RNA, 379 nt
Organism: Apaloderma vittatum (bar-tailed trogon)
Lineage: Eukaryota; Metazoa; Chordata; Aves; Trogoniformes; Trogonidae
Gene: STARD7
Product: StAR-related lipid transfer (START) domain containing 7
Exons: 4
Molecular function (GO): lipid binding
Source: RefSeq, a predicted model, not a curated record
CUGGACACCGAAUAUCGGAAGAAGUGGGACUCGCUGGUCAUCCAACUGGACGUCAUCGAACGAGACCUGGUCACCGGCUCCGAAGUGAUUCACUGGGUCACCCAUUUCCCGUACCCCAUGUACUCGCGGGAUUACGUCUACGUGCGGCGCUACAGCGUCGACAAAGAGAACAACCUCAUGGUGCUGGUCUCGCGGGCAGUGGAGCAUCCGAGCGUCCCCGAAGACCCCGAGUACGUCCGAGUGCGAACCUACGAAUCUCAGAUGGUCAUCCGGCCCCACAAAACCUUUGACGAGAACGGUUUCGACUAUUUGCUGACCUACAGCGACAACCCGCAGACCGUGUUCCCCCGCUACUGCGUCAGCUGGAUGGUCUCGAGCG